CAGGCUUUCUCUUGCACUUCACGUAUUCUUGUAACACAAGAAAGUGGGUCCCCCUCUUUUAUUUUAAAAAACCUAAAUCACUUGAAUUUUCUAGACGCCAUUUUGACUCCCCCAUAAUCCAUGGUCAAAUAUAGUCCACGUCAGCACCAUAACACCGACUUUCUAUCAAGUCAGCUUUGUAUAAAACUCAUCACAUUCCUCCAACGCCGUUACACAAUUGUCCUAAUAACCAAAAUCACCACGAAAAAUCUCUCUUAAUUACCCAACAUUUUUCAUAUAUUUUCAUUCAUCAUUAAAAGGCUGUGAUCUUUUCAAUCCAAAUCAAUCGCUAAGAUGAUGACACGUGCAGCAUCCAAAGCCGCACGAUCAAUCGUGACGGGUAUAGUUCUUCCACGCUAUUUCUCGACUACUAUCACCAGUAACGGUUCAAUUCUCCGAUCAAGUGAAACGGCGGCGUAUAAGCUUUUUAAUGGAGUAAGUCACGUGCCUGGAGGUGGUUCUGAUCACGUGCAUGGAGUUGUAGCAGGGUUUAUCCGGUUGCCGGUGAGGUAUAAGAGUACGGCGACGUUGCAAGAAGAAACAGAAGUGAAAGGAGUGAAGGAGGAGAAGGAAAAGGAAACCGGUUCGACCGGUGAUGGUGGGUCCCAAGAGAAUGCAGUUGUGAGUUAUUGGGGAGUUCAGCCUAAGAAGAUUGUUAGCGAAGAUGGUACUGAAUGGAAAUGGUCUUGUUUUAUGCCAUGGGAGACAUACAAGGCAGAUACGUCAAUAGAUUUAACGAAGCAUCAUGCUCCUAAGAAAUUCUUGGACAAGAUGGCUUAUUGGACUGUUAAAGCUCUUCGUUGGCCUACUGAUCUUUUCUUCCAGAGGAGGUAUGGAUGCCGUGCAAUGAUGCUAGAAACAGUAGCAGCCGUGCCAGGAAUGGUCGGAGGAAUGCUUCUCCACUGCAAAUCCAUUCGAAGAUUCGAGCACAGUGGUGGAUGGAUCAAAGCACUUCUAGAAGAAGCCGAGAAUGAGCGUAUGCACCUCAUGACAUUCAUGGAGGUAGUGAACCCUCGUUGGUACGAACGUGCUCUUGUAUUUGCUGUUCAAGGUGUGUUCUUCAAUGCCUACUUUGUUGCCUACAUACUAUCUCCUAAGCUGGCACAUCGUAUCGUUGGGUACCUCGAGGAAGAAGCUAUACAUUCCUACACUGAAUUUCUUAAGGAGAUUGAUAAUGGUAAUAUUGAGAAUGUGCCUGCUCCUGCUAUUGCUAUUGAUUACUGGAGGUUGCCUUCUGAUGCUACUCUUAGAGAUGUUGUUAUGGUUGUUCGUGCUGAUGAGGCUCACCAUCGUGAUGUUAAUCACUUUGCAUCGGACAUCCAUUAUCAAGGUCGUCAGUUAAAUGAAGCUCCUGCUCCACUUGGUUAUCACUGAAAAGUGAUCAGUAGUUCAUAUGGUCUCUGAGUAUUACAAGUUCAGUCAUUGCUAAUGUUGGUCAUACUCGGUAUUAUUUUCGUUCUGAAAUUUUAGCAACUGAUAGUGAUAUAUUAUAUGACAUAUUGUGUGGGAAAAUAUCACUAUUAAUUGCAAGUAUAAUGAAACGGUAUAAGUAUGAAAUAUAUUACCUUGUUGUAAGAGUACACUAUUCUUUGUUUUCUUCUUUUUAGUUUGUAAACUAAUGGAAUAAUGAUACUAUUUUAUUCUUACAUUUUUUUGUAUUCCUGCCAACUGCCAAGGAAUUAUCUUGUGGAUUCGCUUGGAUUGAGUGUAAAUAUUUAACUUGUAAAUAAAAGUUAAAAUAGAAAAAUAAAGUUAAUUACCUAGAAUAUUAAGGGAA
Amaranthus tricolor (Joseph's coat) is the source of this 1816-nucleotide messenger RNA. RefSeq names its product ubiquinol oxidase 2, mitochondrial-like. Gene Ontology annotation, cellular component: mitochondrion. The transcript is spliced from 4 exons. The record is from RefSeq and is a predicted model, not a curated record. Bases 334 to 1413 code for a protein of 359 amino acids. NCBI's taxonomy places the organism in Eukaryota, Viridiplantae, Streptophyta, Magnoliopsida, Caryophyllales, Amaranthaceae. Gene Ontology annotation, molecular function: alternative oxidase activity. Gene Ontology annotation, biological process: alternative respiration.